AUGCCAAAGUCCUUCCUUGUGAAAAAGGCGAAGCGCCGACUCGACGAAGUCGGAGAGAGUAAUCUCUCGUGUUCUGGUAAGUAAAGCAUAUAAAUAUAUUUUCCUUACCGUGAUAGCGGGUUUCGACUGAUCCUAGUUUCCUUUAGUAAACUGAACUGAGAAAUCGAUGGUGGUAAGUUGCAAUUUUGCUUGUGGAUUUUUUUUGUUACACCGUUAUAAAUUUGUUUGUUGCGACCGAUUUCUUGUACUCAAAGCGGGGAGUAUUUGCUGACCGAUUAUUUAAUCGUAUCAACAUUUCUAUCCGCAAUCUUUUUUUACGCAACGAGAUGUUUUCUAAAAUACGCAUGCCGAGGUCUUGUUUUUCCUCGAGGGCAAAAGGGUCACGAAAGAUUCCACUUUGGACAAUAGCGACAUGUUUUUCUUCUUCUUUGUCUCGUAUUAGUCAAUACCUAGAGAUUUUCUGCCGCAAAUAUUCAAGCUCUUUCGAUUUUAAUCGCUGAAGACACUCCAAAGUCACGGAAAUCUCGUUCUCGUCAUAAUUAUUUCAAGGGCACGGUGGAAUCCAAUCAUUACUGAAGCGCGCUACAAGUCCUUAACAGGUUGUGCUAACACGGGCUUUUUGUAUUCUGUGGAUGGAACAAAAGGCAAGCGCUCGCCAAAGAACACAACUGAAUUGCCGCCCCAGGGGCUCACAUUUUAUUCUGCGCUAGUGGUGGCAUCAACCGCGGAUCGUCACGAAUUUUUUUUUUCAAUUUUGCGGUAUUUUACACUGCACGUAAAUUGCUUUGGGAGAAAUUGUAAAAUCACUUCGAUCAAGAGUUGUCUCAGAACGAUCGGGUCGACGGAUUGCAAUCCUUUGUAAAUGAUCGGGACAAAAGUGAAAAUUGGAAAUCCUUUCUUCGAGUUAAUUGACAAACGAAACUUAAUAGUUCUUUUCAAUGGGCUUUCAUAUUCAAAUGCGAAAUAAAGAUGGUUACAUAGAAAAGUUAAUGGAAAUUGCUAUUGACAUCUCAAGGUUCGCUUUGUUUGCUCACGGAUGUUGCACGCGUCUUCUAAAGGCUUCAAAACGAAACAAAUCAAACGAAAGCCUGUCUUCUUUUUGUUCCACUCGAAAACCGUAAUUUACACUAAAUGAGCAAUUUCAUUUUCUUUGCAGAGACUUGAACCGGAAACUUAGUCUCGCCACAAUGAAUUAUCAUUUGGAACACGAUGAAAUUUUGAACUGCAAUUAAAAACAAUUGCCUGAAGUGUUUAAAUUUAUCGGGAAUUUCAUAUCAGCAAACUUGCGCGUAAAUCUAAGUGAUGUAACGUUUGUAUUUUGUCCUGUAGGUGGCGAGCAGUUGAAUUAUAACCGAAAAUCAUCCAUCCGCAAAACUAUCGCGUGUUUUGUGAUAUAAAAGCAAACGGGCGGGAGAAUUAAUCCUUUAGGAACCUUGUUUUCUGAGGGGUUAUCUCUGACAUACAAGAUUUAGCCAAAUUGGGGUCAGAGGGGCAGGUCUACGGGAAAAACUUCUGCUCAAAAUUACCCAAGAUGUCACGAAAUUGCUACAUAAACACGAAAAGCUUGCCAGACUUCUACAGCUGGUUCGGGCAGCGACAUGACAGCGUUUUGUUUGACCAGCAAAAGCACACAGCACUUUCAAACUAAACAACGUUUAGUAAUUUCCGUUUCUUGCACUUACUGAUCACAAACCGUUCAGUUUCAAUUGAAUCAUUUCUGAAAGUUAAAUGUUUAAAAUGUUUAAAAGAGCCAUAUACAGUAUAUAUUUGAGAUAACACGUUCCACCCUGUCGACUAAAUUCGCGAAAACUUCGCGUCUUUCCUUGAAAUAAUCCGCUUUAUUUCUGAAGUUGUUAUGUCGAUAUGUCAGCAUUUCGGGCGUAAUUCUGCUAACAACAAUUCAACCCAAAUUUACAUUUUCGUUUCAAUUUGACAACGCUCGAUUUCUAUUCACAUAUCAUUCUGAUAGGAAGCGCACACCUGCCUAGGGGAUAACGCGUUUUACUGUGUUUUCAUUAAUAAUUCAUCCUCGAAGUCAACAGAUAUAAUAAAUUGGGAUUUUGUUCACGAAAGAAUUUAUGUACGUUUGACAGGCCGUCAGUUGUUUUUGUUAGCUAAUCUGCCCCGUUACAUUUAAGAAGCGCCGCGUCAUUCUCUUAAUUACAAUUCACUUAAAACUUGAGAUAAGCAAUAACAAAGACAUCAUGCACGUUCAAAUACCAGAGUAAAUUAAUCAGACGGGCAAUUAUUAAAGCAUUUGGUCCCUAAACGUUUGCGGCCAAGUCAAGAUUUCAAAAAAGAAAAUUUCUCGAGAAAGUUGCAUUUUCGUUGACGCGCCCUAAACAAAUAUAGACAACAAUGGCUUUCUGAAAAGCGCUGAGGACUUCGGACCCUCCCGACCAAUUGCUCAGCCAAUUUCUCGACGGUUUCUUCUAGAAUGCUCACACUUUCGAUCGUUUGAAAAACAGUUUUAAAAUUCAAACAAUAAAAAUAUAUUAGUAAAUUGAACAGAAUGGACUAGUCUUGAACCCCACUUCUUGAAACCCUAAGAUUUCGAAUUUAGGACAUAAUUUGCGGCCCCUUAAGUUACCGCGACUAUCGAGAAACGUGCCUCUCUUUGGAAAAAUGUUCUUACAUGGCCCUUAGUAACUAAUGGAAAAAUGUUUUGUUGCAGACAAAAGAGAGCCUUGUGAGUCCCCUACGUCAGCGCUCUCCAUGUUGAAUCAUGGGAAGCAGGAGGAGGACACACCGAGUACGUUACACCACAUCAUGAAAGACCCAUCUAAAGACACGAUAGAUGCUGCAAGGAACAGUUCAGUUUAUAGGGGCAGACCAGCUGAAAAGUUGACGGAAAAUUGGCCUUUAUUGCCCCACAUGUUUUUCUUCCCAUCUUUACCAACUCAAGGUAAUCCUCUGGCGGAAUGUUGUGCGCCUCUAAAAGUGCAAGUCUUGACGAGCAACUCGGUCAAAGAUGGCCAUUCUCCACCCAAUGAAGAAAGCAGAGAACGUGUGCGCAGACUUAAUAAGAUCGCCGAAAAGAUACCAAAACAUGCAGAAAUACAAGGAACAAUCAGAAAUAGUGAAAUUUUCCCGCCUUGGCUUCUCGAUUCUGCGCCAAAGUUUUGGAAAUCUGGACUAACCGAUGGAGCGCGCCUUCCUCUUCCCAAAUUCAAUUUUCCCGAUUCGAGGAUGAACAGAGAACGUGUUGAAAUGAACCGUCAUAAUUUUUACCCUUUUGAGAGAGUUCUUUGGUCAAGAAAGAGAAAAAUUGCGGGUACUGAAAGGGAAAUCUCCUUGUCACCUCAAAGUUAUAGGCUUCUCGAAACAUCUCAACUACCAGCGGCCAAGUGGAAAAAGUAUAGGAAAAGCCGAGAACACGGUGAGGGGGAACAUCAGAAACCAGAAAAAGACAGAAAUAUCGGACAGGAAAAGGAGUCGAACAGAGUGCAUGAUAAAGAUAACAUGGAACAAAAAGUACAGUCGAGAAAAUUGCCAGGCCGAGUGCUCACAAAUCGCAUGGAAUCUGAACACAACCCCAGGAAUAUUAAACACCACCAAGAUCCUACCGAUUGGCACAUCGUCGUGCCGAGCAGAUUGGCAGACGGAAUGUUCAAUUAUCAUGAUCCGUAUUCGUUAUGGGGACAAAGCGCUGCCGUAACAAGUUCUGUGUGGGUUCCUGACGUUUUAAAGACUGCAUCGAAAGAAGAUGUCACUGGAGAUGCGAAUGGCCCCAAGGGAACUGAAUUAUGGACGUUUAAAACAAAGAAAGAAGGAGAAGUUUCUUGUAAAGCCAAAGAAGAAACUGCAGUCUUUAAUCGGAAGGAAGAAGACAGGAAUACUUUCCAGCCCAAGCUGAAUUCUGAAAACCAAAUGGCGUGGUUCAAAAAGGGCUCACUUAGUCCAAAACUUAUAAAGGAAGAUUCGUGUGACAACAAAUCUGUUCUCAGUUUCUCUAACGACGAAGAUCACGUUCGAGAUUUUCAAAGGAAUCCAAGGAAAGAAGAAGAGAUUUUUAAAGAUGACACAAGACGUUCACCAGAUCACAGUACUAUCAAAGAUGUUAAUUUGCAUAAACUUGUGACAUUUGGUCACCAGAAUGUUAACUUAUCCAGACGUUUUAGCCCGGUGGAAAUUAGAGAUGGGAAAUUAUCUUCUGUGUCGUUCAGAUCUCCAGAACGGGUAAGCCCAAGCAACGAUGCGAUCAACUUAAAGAAAAGGAAAGAAUCUGACUCUUUGCUGCUCCACCAAGACGCCAAAAUGAACGUUGUUGAAAAGUCAAACGACGAGGUUCUUCCGUAUUCCUCGUCGUUUUGGCUUCUCAGCAAAGAACCAUCCGGAGUAUCCCAGGGUAGUGUUCGCCCAAAAUUACCUGUUGUAGCUUCCAGCCCUUCCUAUUGGAUGACGAAAAAUGGAGCUCAUGAAAAUGCGAAAAAGGAAUCCCCGAACGGAACUAACAGCCACAGAUGUGAAAUAUGCAACAGUGCGUUUCCACUUCGUCGUCUUCUCAACCGCCACCUUAAAACACAUUCAUUCUAUAAGCGUUACACUUGCUCCUACUGUGACAAAGGCUUCAAUGACACGUUUGACCUGAAGCGUCAUGUAAGAACACACACUGGAAUAAAACCUUUCAAGUGUGAGCAGUGUGACAAGUCGUUCACUCAACGAUGCUCUUUGGAGGCACAUCAAACACGGGUACACGGCAUUGUGCACAAGUUUGGUUUCCGUGAGAGACGCUCGAAGAUGUUCGUGUGCGAAGAAUGUGGAGCCACGUUUAAAGACAGCCAGUCAGAAUUCAUGACCCACAUGGCGAGUAUGCACCCAAAUCGAGAGAGAGGUCCAUGGAUGAACAAAAACACAAACCUCUGCUCCCAAGUUAUAACAUUUUGA
Molecule: messenger RNA, 4887 nt
Organism: Pocillopora meandrina
Lineage: Eukaryota; Metazoa; Cnidaria; Anthozoa; Scleractinia; Pocilloporidae
Source: the annotation of a GenBank genome assembly